Coregonus clupeaformis (lake whitefish) is the source of this 2149-nucleotide messenger RNA. It is a transcript of the gene apoob, whose product is annotated as apolipoprotein O, b. The record is from RefSeq and is a predicted model, not a curated record. Gene Ontology annotation, cellular component: MICOS complex. Gene Ontology annotation, biological process: cristae formation. Bases 86 to 721 code for a protein of 211 amino acids. NCBI's taxonomy places the organism in Eukaryota, Metazoa, Chordata, Actinopteri, Salmoniformes, Salmonidae. The transcript is spliced from 9 exons.
AUGAUCAUCGUUCUACAAUUGCGGAUUCUGGUGUUUUUGUCCUGGUUCGAGUUGCCGUACAAAAGCAAAGUCACCAGGAAGUGAAAUGUCAAACGUUGGGAAGCUGGUGCCGCUGUCUGCCGCUGUGUCAGGGGUCCAGGGUCUGAUGCCGGGCACUGCGACUGUCCUGGCCACCAGCGAGGUCAAGAAGAAACCCGCAGCUCAGAGUCUCAGUAUUGAAGAGCUCCCGUCCCUGUAUGUUACUCCAGAGCCGCAGCUCAGGUAUGUGGAGCCAGAGGUGGGGCCAGUGGAACGAGGCGUGGCCGAACUGAGGAAAUGGGCCGAGCCUUACACUAACCAGUGUCAGGAAACGGGUCUGGUUGCCCUGGAGAAAGCCGAGGAGGUCUACAGGACUGUAGAGCCCACUGUGAGCUCCUCCAUCAGGACAGUGAGAGAGACAUAUGAGUUCCUCAGUGAUCCUCCUCCUGACCUCUAUCCCAGCGUCGGGGUGAUUGGCUUCUCUGGCUUCUUAGGAUUGUACCUGGCCAAAGGUUCCAGGGUGAAGAGGCUGGUGUUUCCUGUCGGGCUGAUGGCUCUUACUGCUUCCAUGUUCUACCCCCAGCAGGCUUCCUCCUUAACCAAGGUGAGCAGGGACUCUGUGUACAGCUGGAGUCAGCAGGGUCGGGAUGCUGUGGAGACGCUCUGGAAGGACCUGCCGUUUGGCAAGGGCAAGGCAGGCUGAGAAGACCGAGGACAAGAGCACUGCUAGCUGAGACAGAGAGAGCCUGGACAUAUCACCUGGCUGUCACACACACACACACACACACACACACAAUGCACCUGAAGAGUGCACCCAGAGUCAUAUACAGAGUUCAUAAAACUGGGUUUGAGAUUUUGAACGUUAAUGGCAUCAAAGUUCCCAAAACAAUCACAUUUUUGUUGUGUCAUGGAACAUUUGGUUCAAACGUGGAGGAUAGGUUAUACUUGGAGCCCAACGGGUAUAUCAUUUCACCGAUAUAAUUCGCCGAUAUUGGCUGUGCAUGCAUGUUUGUGUUCAUGUUGUUGUCCUAAUGUUGUGUCAGAAUCUGUGUGAGUUUGGGUGAGUGUGUGUGUGUGUGUGUGUUCAAUCGUGGUGUUCCUAGGUGUGGAUUGAUGCUGGCCCUCAGGCCCUUGUUCUCCUAUGCCAUUGGCACCUUAUUUGUUUAAUGAAAUUGUGAAAUCAUAAAUGGCUGAUGUGAAUAUAGGGGAUUAGGAUUCUUGGCAUGAUAACAAUGAUUGUCAGAGGAGUUGGACUGCAAGUUCCGACAGAAUCGCCUAUAUUCACAACAGCCCUAUUUUCCUGAUAGUAUUUCCCUAGGUGGUGUAGGUGUGCCACAAAGCUCCUCGAGGUGCACUUAGUGUUGGCACACGAAACAAAAAAGUAUUAGAAUUUUGGAGCCAAAUGUGCAUAUACUUGUCUGAGGAGGUUACAACAUGUCAUCCCACCCACCAGUGGUGAGAGCCUGUUAUUACCAUAAUCUACUGUAUGUCUAAUUUGUUUGGAACCAGGCUCUUGUCGUACAUUUUUGUUUUGUUUUCAAUGAUAUAACCUGGAUUACUAGAGGUGAAAUAAACUCUGUAUGUAGGUCUGGGUGUACUGUACCAGUGUGGAUAGAAUACACAUUCAACACCCUUAUGUACACAGCACCUCCAUGAUGUACACCCCCCCCUAAACAGAGCACCUUAACAUACCUCUAUCUCUCUCCUGUAACAUGAUACAUCACAUUCCCUCUUGCUCUGUUACCAUGCCAACCUGUUGUAACCAUGCCAACGGACACAGUAGACUCCUGUCAGCUGUCCUCUGAUCUCAUUUCUGUGUUUGUCUAAACCUUAUUGCUCAUGCUGGUUUGUUUUGGUGAUAUUUAUGUAUUUAUUUCUAAAGACAUUCCCUCAUCAUUGAUCCACUACAGAGUGCACUACGGUAACAUUACAUAAAUUAUUUCAAAAGUUAAAGAUAUACUUCUACUACAGAAUAAUAUUUAAACAUGGUGGUGUAUAUUUUUUAAAGUAUUUUGUGUUUCAGGUGAUGAUUUUCAUUUUGAAUUGGUUGAUUUUGUAUUGAUUGUCUGUCCCCAGAAAACGACUGUCUAAAAACAGAGAUAUGGUCCUAAUAAAUCAAACUCACAUCUGA